Molecule: messenger RNA, 1035 nt
Organism: Mus musculus (house mouse)
Lineage: Eukaryota; Metazoa; Chordata; Mammalia; Rodentia; Muridae
Gene: Smim44
Product: predicted gene, 48552
Exons: 2
Coding region: 67-474 (135 amino acids)
Source: RefSeq, marked validated
GCUCAUUCCCUAAUACUCCCGUGUGUGGGUCACCUCCCUCAGGCUCCUGCUGAAGGUGUCUCAGCCAUGGCAGGGUCAGUGGAUGAAAAAGAGGCCGAGGACUGGAGCCCAGCCCCUCCGAUGUAUGAGGAAUACCGGCCACCCGCGCUGGAUGCCAUCCGCCUGCCUCGCUAUGCCCUGUAUCUGCUGAUGGCCGCUAUCCUGGUGGUGGCCGUGGCCUAUGCCAUUGUUGGCCACCUCAUCAAAGAUCUAGCUCAUGACCUGGCUGACUGGGCCUUUGGCCCUAAGCCUGACCAGGAGGAGGAAGGUUCCCGGGAGCUGCGGGCCAGCUUGGCUGCAGAGGACCUGGAAGAACUAGAUCUUCAGCUGGCCCUGGCCUGGCGUGGGGAGGAUGACCCUGCCCGUGCUCCUCGCCGCACCUCCAUUGCCUUCAAGGACCCGCCGGUGCAAACCAACUUUUGGAGGCUGGACUGACCUGGAGGAGUGGCAUGUGUGACACUGGUGGGCCUGGCAGUUCCCUCUGCCUCAGUUGGACCACCUGUGUAUGUGACAACAUAGGGUUUGGCCAGGCUGAAACUCAAAACUCCCCUCCUGGGCUGGAGUGCUCUGAUUGCAGACUCCACUUACACUUUAUUGACUUGGAGACAGGUUCUCCAUGUAGCCUAGGCAAGCCUUGAACUUGAUACAUAGCAGAGGACAACCUUGAACUCCUGAUCCUCCAGUCACCAUCUCCUGAACGCUGGGAUGACAGAUCUGGGCUUCUGUGAUACUGAGGAGAGCCCAGGGUCUCCUCCAAGGCUGUGCCAGCCCGAGGCCCUGACAGCUUCCUUUCUUCCUUCCUUCCUUUCUUUCCCUCUUUCUUUCUCUUUUGGUUUUUCAAGACAGGGUUUCUCUGCGUAACAGCCCUGGCUGUCCUGGAACUCAGAGCCAUCACCUGCAACAUUUUUUCCUAUGGAUAAUUCCUUACACAGUGUUUGCUGAGAGGAGAAAAGAGUGAGGCCAAAUUCACAUAUAAAUUAAAAGCCUAUCUGACUA